CUCAGACCUAACCCUAAAUCCAUCUCUCUCUCUCUCUUCUCACAAGCUUCAUUUUCGUGUAUUACUAGUUCAGCUCCAGUUUCAUUUUACAUGUACAUGACUUUGUAUCUCUUUUCCUUUUCUCUUAUUCUUCUUCAAAAUUUCAAUAUUUUCCCCCUUAAUUAAUUAAUUGAAUUGAGCUUCUGUGUGUAUCCAUCCUCAAAUUAGGAGAAGAGGAGAAUAAUUAAUUAGGGCUUUUAACUGUUUGCCUUUUGCUUUUCAUUCAAGAAAUGGAUCAGCUCUCUCGCUCUCUUCCUCCACCUUUUCUCUCAAGAGACCUCCAUCUUCACCCACACCAUCAGUUUCAGCAUCAGCAGCAACAUAACCACGGCCACGAUAUCGACCAACACAGGAUCGGUGGACUAAAACGCGAUCGAGACGCUGAUCAGAUCGAUCAAAACGAGCACUCUUCAGCUGGAAAAGAUCAAAACACUCCCGGUUCCGGCGGAGAAAGCGGUGGAGGCGGAGGAGGAGAUAACCAUAUCACGAGAAGGCCACGUGGCAGACCAGCCGGAUCUAAGAACAAACCAAAACCACCCGUCAUCAUCACUAGAGACAGCGCAAACGCUCUUAAGUCCCAUGUGAUGGAAGUAGCUAACGGAUGUGACGUCAUGGAAAGCGUCACCGUCUUUGCUCGCCGUCGUCAACGUGGUAUCUGCGUUCUGAGUGGUAACGGCGCCGUUACGAACGUUACCAUAAGACAACCAGCUUCGGUUCCUGGUACUGGUGGCUCAUCUGUCGUUAACUUACACGGACGUUUCGAGAUUCUUUCUCUCUCGGGAUCUUUCCUCCCUCCUCCUGCUCCACCGGCUGCGUCCGGUCUAACGAUUUACUUAGCCGGUGGUCAAGGACAGGUCGUUGGAGGGAGCGUGGUGGGUCCACUCAUGGCUUCAGGACCUGUUGUGAUUAUGGCUGCUUCGUUUGGGAACGCUGCGUAUGAGAGGUUGCCUUUAGAGGAAGAUGAUCAGGAUGAGCAGCAAACGGCUGGAGCGGUUGCUAAUCAUAUAGAUGCAAACGCAUCUAUUGGCGGCGGGACCCAAACGCAAACACAUACUCAGCAGCAGCAACAGUUGAUGCAAGAUCCCACGUCGUUUAUACAAGGGUUGCCUCCGAAUCUUAUGAAUUCUCAACUGCCAGCAGAAGCUUAUUGGGGAGCUCCAAGACCAUCUUUCUAAAUCGGGAAAAUAAAUUAGAUAUGUUCAUCUUUUUCAUUUAUAAUAUAUCUUCUGUCAAAUUUUAAUUUACUUUUUCUCCCUUUGUUUUCUAGCCUUUGAUGAAGAGGAUCGUUUCUGUCAUGGGAUCGAUCUCUUAGGGUUGAGGGGGAAGGGGGUUGUAUGUUUGCGUUGACUAGGAGACUAUAAGUUGUUGAAUUUUCAGUUUUUAUGAUCCAUGUGUUGGUGAUAAAUGAUAACUAAGCUUUGCGU
Molecule: messenger RNA, 1463 nt
Organism: Eruca vesicaria subsp. sativa (arugula)
Lineage: Eukaryota; Viridiplantae; Streptophyta; Magnoliopsida; Brassicales; Brassicaceae
Source: the annotation of a GenBank genome assembly